AUGAUGUCUUUUGCCUACAAGGCCCUUGGGUUGAAUCUUGUAUUCAGCCUCUUUGCCGCUGCACACACCCACUCAACGCAAUUGCCCAUUGUCGACCUUGGCUAUGAACUUCAUCAAGCUAUUUCCUAUGAGGAACAUAUCGGAAUCUACAACUUUUCCAACAUUCGCUUUGCCGCCGCACCGGUGGGGGAUCUCCGCUUCAGAGCUCCUGCUCCUCCUAUAGUCAACAGAACAACGGCUCAAACAGGCUCUGAGGCCCGCAUUUGUCCGCAGGCUCUUCCGUCCUGGAUGCCCCAGUCCAUGUCAAAUGCCAUUAGCUACGUCACAAAUGGUAGUAUUACCAGCAUGGGACCUGUUCUGAUGGAUCCACGUGCGAAUGAAGAUUGUCUCUUUCUUGACGUCGUUGUGCCGAAGAAGAUCUUCGAGACCUCUGGCAAAAAGAGAAAGGGAGCUCCCGUACUGGUUUGGAUCUAUGGGGGCGGGUACACGGGUGGCUCCAAAUCUGGGCAGGGGAGCGGUUCUCCCGUGGGUCUGCUUCGUCGCGGAGAUAAUGAGUUCGUCUACGUAGCGAUCAACUACCGUCUCGGCGCCUUUGGCUGGCUAAGUGGCUCAACUUUUCAACAGAAUGGCGCAGCAAAUGCCGGUCUGUUGGACCAGCGUUUUGCCUUGGAAUGGGUUCAACAGUAUAUUCAUCUCUUUGGCGGUGACCCCAAGCGUGUCACUGUCAUCGGCGAGUCAGCAGGAGGUGGCUCUAUCCUGCAUCAAAUCACGGCGUACGGUGGAAGCAAUGGGCCCGUUCCCUUCCAUCAGGCCAUACUGCAGUCCCCUGCAUUUACACCAGAUCAGAUACUCAAUCCCGAUCAGCAGGAACGGAUAUUCAAUCAGUUCCUUCAAUUCGCCAAUGUCAGCACUCUGGAGGAGGCCCGACGCCUGCCCUCUUCUGUCCUUAUGGAGGCGAACCGCCAACAGGUCUAUAAUUCUCCUCUCGGAAGCUUUACUUAUGGGCCCGUAGUGGACGGCAUCUUCGUUCCGGAAGCCCCCUCCCGCCUACUCCGCCAGAAAAGACUGGACACUAAAGUCACUGCGAUGUUGGCCUACAAUGGCAACGACGGCAUCAUCUUCUCCGAUUUCUCUCUUAGAAACAGCAGUGGCUAUCAGAACUACAUCACCGGCUUGUUUGACCUUCGGCUUAACGAGACCGUUUACGUCUCUAGCCAGAUGUAUCCGCCGAUCUUUGACGGGUCGCACCAUUACACGGAUGAAAUAAGUCGUGCCGGUGCUACCUUCCAGGAAGUGUUCAUUCAGUGCAAUGAUAUCUUGCUUGCGGUGGCUUUGGAAAAUGCUACCUUUAACUAUGUUUUUGACGUUUUCCCCGGCCUUCACGCACAGGAUAUUACAGCAACAUUUGACGUGGACCUGGAUCCAACGCCAGGCGUAUUUAAUCCACUUAUUGCUUUGCAGCAGCUCAUCACCAGCUUUACACUCACAGGAAAACCAGCAACAGACCUCGCCAGCCAUGUGCCAAUGUAUGGACGCGAAAAUGCAUUGUUUUACUUAAAUGCAACCGGUAUUGGCAUGAGCAGGGAAGAUCCCCGGGUAAUGGGAAGAUGCGAAGAGUGGUAUCACAUUCUGGACACAGCGUAA
This is a messenger RNA of Aspergillus udagawae, 1644 nucleotides long. RefSeq lists its product as uncharacterized. Lineage: Eukaryota; Fungi; Ascomycota; Eurotiomycetes; Eurotiales; Aspergillaceae. The record is from RefSeq and is a predicted model, not a curated record. The transcript is spliced from 4 exons. Bases 1 to 1644 code for a protein of 547 amino acids.